GUGCUUGACUGAGAAAGAUAUUGGUUUGCAGCACAACAGAUCCAGUUUCAAGCUGACUUGUUUGUUUUCUAAGUCUUCUAUUGUUUUGGUGUUUUGUUUCUUUAAGUACAAAUUGUCGAACUGAGUAGGAAUGAACAUUUAUUAGAUCACUGCUCGUCUAUGUGUCAGUAAAAUAGCAGUGCUGAGGUCGGCAGAGAACCAUUUGCAUUUUGACUGUAAAUAUUUGCUGAGGAAUUCAUUUAAUUCAUCCCACACCAGUUAAACUGUCACUGUAUAGAUCCUUGACAUGUUGUACCAUGAUAUAAGUUUUACUUUGUUUUACAUCUAUAGUCAUACGCUAAUAUUUGUGCUUCAAUUUCUAAAGAUAGAUUUCUGAUGAGGAUCAGUGAUUAUACUGGUUUUUGUUGUUUAUAUUGAAGUUCAUGAAUCCAUGUGAAGUAUGCAGUCACAUGCUGAAUGCCUUGUUUUCAAGCUGGUCAUCAACAUUUAUUAGAUGUCCAAACCAAGUGCAACUGUUCACAGUGAGACUGUUUCAUUAAUUCACCUAUUCUCUUUACAACACCAAACAAGCACACCUGGCUCGACUGUAUUUGUGUGGUUUUUGUCCGAGAUGGCCCUGUCCUCACGCUUAAAACUUUGGGAACAAAAGAUCAAGGAUGAGAAAAAGUUGCCAGCAGCUACUCAACCUCCCCCACCUCUUUCUGUCAUACCUGGAGGAUUCCUAAAGCAGCUUGUGAGAGAGACAGAGAAGGAGACAAAGCAGAAAGAGCCAGAGCUCAAGGAAGAGAAGGCGCCAAGCAAGCUAAGCGAGAACCUAGUCCAGCAGUUCCUCCUUCCAGACCAAACGCCACCCAUCUUGGAGGCAGAGAUGGCCCUCAGGGCAGAGCAAAUGGUCAAUGCUACCCUAAAAGAGAGAAAAACAUCCAUCUCAAGACAGAACCUGAGUCCAUGCGACAUUAACCAGCAAGACAACUUCAUAGUCAGUAAACCAGAUGUCAACGACCAUAAACAGGAGAAUGGCUCCAAUCUAUUAAGGUUUCCUGACGUGUUGGCAGAAAAAGAGAAUCUGAAAGAACAAACAAAGGCACAGGUGAAUUUGAAAGAGGUUAAAGAAGACAAGAUUAGAGAAGUGAGGCAAGAGCCAGAGGGGCAGCUUGCUGAUAGCACCAUACCAGGGGAACCCAAGAAACCAGUGAGGGAUGUCUGGUAUGAAGCUGGUACAGUGUGGUACACACAUAAAAAUGGCUUCACGCUUGCCACUCAGUUGAAGCCAGAUGAGGGCACGCCUGAGCUCCCUUACGGGAAAGUGAGGGUUCGACUCCAAACAGAUGGCUCUGUACAUGAUGUCACGCAAUAUGAGAUUGAAAAGCUAAACCCACCUGAGCUGGACCUGUGUGAGGAUUUAAGCCAAUUAGGGAGUGUAAAUGAGUCAAGCAUCCUGCACAAUCUGACCAGCCGAGCCAGAGGCCACAUGGCCCUAACAAAUGCUGGACCAAACUUGCUGGCCCUCUGGCCUCCAAUAGCAUCACCUGGAAAGGGGCUGCGAACCCGUCACUGGGACACAUGGGAAACACCUGCUCCACUGCAAACACUGGUCCAGAAUGUUUACAUGUCUAUGGUGGGCCAAAGGAGAGAUCAGAGUCUCGUGGCUCUGGGUCGCAGCGGCACAGGGAAAUCCACCUUGUGCCAGGCAUUUGCCAAGGAACUUCUCAAACACGCUGGCACAGCAGGAGAAAAAUUAACAUUGGAGCGUCUCCAGGCCAUGUUCACCGUGCUGCACUCUUUUGGCUGUGUAAGCUCUCAACACAGCGAAGCCUCCAGCCGAUUUGCCAUGGUGCUUUCUCUCGACUUCAACCAUAAAGGCCUUGCGGCUGCAGGACACCUUCAGACCAUGAUGCUGGAGAGGUGGAGGGUUUGCCAUAGGCCUGAGGGAGAGAGCAACUUCUUAAUCUUCUCACAGAUGCUGGCAGGGCUCUGUCCUGAAAUGAGGACAGAGCUACAGCUUCACCAGAUACCAGAAAAUAACAUGUUUGGCAUCAGUUGCCCCACCAAGGUAGAUGAGAAGCAGAGGGCUACUGUGGAGUUUGGAAGACUCUUAGAAGCCAUGAAGACACUUCAGUUCUCCUCUGAUGAACAACGGGCAAUUUGGCAUGUUCUGGCAGGAAUAUAUCACCUAGGCAUAGCUGGCACAUGCAAAGUUGGACGAAAGCAAUUUAUGAGUUUUGAGAGUGCUCAGGUGGCCAGUUCUGUUCUUGGCUGUGAGGGAGAAGAUCUUCACACUGCAGUAUUUAAACAUCACCUAAGGCAGCUGCUGCAGAGGGCCACUGGAACCACUAGAGAGCGCCACAUUGCAGUGGAACAAGAGGAAGGACCUAAAUUGAGUGCUGCUCAGUGUGUGGAGGGCAUGGCAGCUGGUCUCUACGAGGAGCUGUUUACUGCUGUCGUAUCUCUGAUUAACAGAGCUCUAUGCUCCCAGCAGCUAACACUGGGCUCUGUGAUUGUGGUAGACGCACCAGGUCUACGCAACCCCAGACACAGUGGGAAAGACAGGGCUGCUGGCUUCUCUGAGUUCUGUCAUAACUACCUACAGGAAAGGCUUCUGGAGCAUCAUUUCACGCACACCUUCACAAACUGUCUUGACAGAUACACACAGGAGAAAGUGUCCGUAGAUUUUGAGGCUCCUGAGGACAGUCCACAAAAAGUGGUGUGUGCUAUAGACCAACCAGGACUGCAGGUUCGAGGACCAGAGGGUGACUCUCGUGGCCUGCUCUGGGUUCUAGAUGAGGAACUCAUCACUCCUAAUUCUUCUGAGAACACUAUUUUGGAGAGGAUAUGUCAUUACUUUAGUGAUACAGUGCGGCAGUGUGAACAGCCUCUACAGUGCGAGAUUGCUCAUCUAUCCGGCUCUGACCCAAUACGUUAUGACCUAUCUGGAUGGUUUGGUCUGGUCCAAAAUAACCCUUCUGCCCUCAAUGCCAGCUCCAUUCUGCAGAACUCCAAUGUUCAUGUAGUUAAAGCUCUGUUUGCUCCACGGGCCUCGGUUCCUCCUUUGUGUCGGGGUUUGGGUGGUGUUGAAGGAGGCUCACAGCGUUUUCUGGAAAGAAGUGGAAAUGUGCGCAAGACAUUCACCGGAGGAAUGGCUGCUAUCCGGAGACACUCACACAGCAUCUCUAUUAAACUACAAGUGGAUGCUCUGAUAAACCUGAUUCGUCGGUCACAGCCAGUUUUCUUACAGUGUCUCAGUGCAAAGGUCGAUGGUGGUGGCUUUGAUGUUCCUUCAUUACGCACCCAGCUGCACUCAACCCACUUACUACCUGCAUUGCAACUGUAUCGUAUAGGUUACUCAGAUCAUAUGUCUCUGAGUGAUUUCCGACGACGUUUCCAGGCUCUGUCUCCUCCUGUAAUGAAAAGAUAUGGGUCCGUCUUUAUCACACCAAAUGAGAGAAAGGCGGUGGAGGAAUUAUUGAUCGAAUUGGAUCUGGAUAAAAAGAGUAUUGUUCUGGGAUCAAGCAAGGUGUUCUUAAAACGUGGAGUGCUGAGAUUGCUGAAUGCGCAAAGGGAUGUCUUAAUCAACAAUUGGCUGGUGGAGAUGCAGGCUGCAUGUGUGGGGCAUUUGGCACGGCAGAGAUACCGGUGCUUGAAGGUGCAACAGAUGGCUGUGAGAUGUAUCCAGCGAAAUGUUCGGGUUCUGAACAGAGUGGCCAGCUGGAGCUGGUGGAAAUUGCUAUGUAGAAUUCGUCCCAUGCUAGACGUCAAUAUAGAUGAAUACAAAAUCCAGGCCAAAGAGGAUGAGAUCAGAAUGCUGAGAGAGCGACUAGAGAAGUCUGAGAAGGAACGUAAUGAACUUAGACAAACUGCAGACAACCUGGAGACCAAGACCAUGGCUUUUGUAUCUGAGCUGAGUGAUGAGAGGUUUCGAGGCGAGGCUGUAAGUCAGGCCUUAGACACAGAGAGAGCAGAGAGACUUCGUCUCACUAAGGAAAACAAAGAGUUGCAGGAUCGUUUGGAUCAGAGUAAAGUCACCGUGGACGCACUAGAAAAGCAGCUGGCCGAGGAGAAGCAGAAAGCCAAGAGCAAAGAGACUUUAAGUGUCAUGGCUACAGAGGGGGAACUACAUCUGCAGUUGGAUUGUGCACAGACAGAGGUGGAGUUUCUACGCAGACGUUUGCGUCAGAUGGAGGAGAGGUUUGAGGCUGAAAAAGAAGCACGAAAACUUUUAGACACCAAGGUUUUGGAGCUGCAAGCCCAACUGGAACAGUCAAAGCGCACAGUCACCGAGCUAAAGCGUCACUGCCGGCACGUGACUUCUGAUCUGCAAGAUGCCCGUGUACUUACUGACAGCUUGCAGGCCCGUACUCAUGACCUGGAUAGGAAGCAGAGAAGAUUUGACAGUGAGCUGACCAGGGCUCUAGAGGAAGCAGAGAAUGAAAGAGAGCAAAAGGACAAGGCCACUCAUGAGAGUAUAGCUCUACGGGCAGAGAUCUUUUCUCUGCAUCGGACACUGAAGGAAAGUCGGUUGGAGAUAGAACAUUUACAUCAUCAAAAACAAGAGUUGUGUGAUCAGAUCCGUGACCUGACUACGCCCCUGAACCUUGGCUCUGACUCAGUGCCUGAGCUGAAAAAGCAACUGCGUGAACUUGACAGCAAAGAUAAGGAGCAUGCUCAGGAGCUUGCCAACAUGACAUCCAAAAUUCAGCAACAGGAACAGGUACAUCUGCGCUUUGAGAUGGAGAUGGAGAGAAUGAAACAAAUCCAUCAGAAGGAGCUGGAGGACAAGGACGAAGAAUUAGAGGAUGUGCAGAAAUCUUCACAGAGACGGCUCAGGCAGUUAGAGAUGCAGCUCGAACAAGAAUAUGAGGAAAAACAGAUGGUGGUGCAUGAGAAACAUGACUUAGAAGGACUGAUUGCAACUCUGUGUGAACAGGUGGGACACAGAGAUUUUGAUGUGGAAAAGCGACUCAGGCGAGACUUAAAGCGUACCCAUGCUCUGCUCAGUGAUGCCCAGCUUAUUCUGUCCACUAUGGAACAAACUGGUCAGUGCCAGGCCCCAGGAACCAAGGAGCAUUUGGAGAGACUGCACUGUCAGCUGGAGGAGAGUGAGGCACGGCGUUUAGAGGCUGAGACUGUGCAGAAAACUCUUGCCAUGGAGCUGGAAAAUGCUCAGCUGGAGCUGGAGAGCAUCUGCAAACAGAAGAGCCUGGUGGAUGAACAGUUGACUCAGCUGCAGCAUGAAAAGACCGACUUCCUGAAGAGGCUGGAGGAAGACCAAGAGGACCUCAAUGAGCUCAUGAAGAAACACAAAGCACUUAUUGCUCAGUCUUCUAGUGACAUAGCUCAGAUACGGGAGCUUCAGGCAGAGCUUGAAGAAGUGAAGAAGGAGAAACAGAGGCUACAGGAGCAGCUGCAAACAAGUUCAGCACAUUUGCAGUUCCUGGAGUCUUCCACAGUGGCCCGGAGUAUUGUGAGCAAGCAAGAGGCACGUGUGUGUGACUUAGAGAACAAACUGGAGUUCCAGAGAGGUCAGGUCAAGAGAUUUGAGGUUCUAGUUCUACGUCUGAGGGAUAGUGUGCUGAAGAUGGGCGAGGAGCUGGAGCAGUCUGCUCAGGCUGAGGCAAGAGAACGAGAGAACUCACAUUACUACCAGCAGAGGCUGGCAGACAUGAGGUUAGAGAUGGAGGAUCUAAGCCUCAGAGAGCAGGAGAGUAGCCGUCGGCGCAUGGAGCUGGAAAUGCAAGUGGAAGAGCUUAGUGCAGUGCGUCAGACCCUACAAGCCGAUCUGGAGACAUCAAUCCGACGUAUUGCUGAUCUACAGGCUGCCCUGGAGGAGGUGGAGUCAAGUGAUGAAAGUGACACAGAAAGUGUACAGACUGCUGUGGAGUCAUUCUCUAGAAAGAGAGAAAUGGAGAACGCAUCCAGUGUGGGCUCCAGCAUUGGCUCUGACCAAACUGGCAUGGGCAUACGGCAUUGGCUAGGAGAAUCACGUGGGGGUCAGAGGAGCUGUGGAGGUAGAGUAUCUUCAUAUGCUGGAAGCACCACUGGUUCCCAGUCAGUCACAGAUGCAAUGAGCACCAGCAGCUACAGAUCAUGUUCUCAGGAACUAGAGGACGAUCCACCUGAAAACUCUAGACUGCCUAGGGCAACAUCAUCAACUGCAUUAUCUGAGCUACUGGAGGGCUUACGGAAAAAGCGGGCUGGGUGGGACAAAAGUUCAGAAGUGGAUGAGGGCAGUACAGUAUCACUACCUAUUUACCAGCCCACAGCAGCCUCCAGCCUGCGUCGCCGAGCCCUCAUGCUCUCCCCAGACACAAACGAGGGCUUGGAGGAGUUAGUGCGUCCAGGCAUCCUGAAAAUGCCUAGCCCUCUCCUUCCCCAUUCUUCUAGCCUGCGCUCACUGUCUGAAUCCAUGCCAACAGACACCUCAAACACAUCCACUAUGAGCAAGAUAAACCGCUUUGGCUCUUGUGACUCACUCACAUCAGUAUUGUCCUCCAAGCAAAUGCCUAACCUCUCUGUCCUGAAAGAAAAAGAGGACUCUGGUACUAAAACCCUACCUGCCCUAAGCACCCAUCAACCAAUCCGCCACCAGUUGUUUAGGGGUCUGGCUGCUGAAAGUGAUGGUGAGGCCCUAAUUGGGUCAGAACCACUUGUCUUUCAGAAUCAACGUCUUCUAGGUAAUUCCAAAACUGACAAAGAGAGGGUUGGAAGCAAUUUAGGGGACACCAACUCAGACAUUGUCCCAGCCAUUCGUAGAUCACAGUCUAUAAGCAGCUUAGCAAGUAGCAGCUCCAGAGGUGGUCAACGCCGUGCCUUAAGUGUGCACUUUGGCACGCUACCACCCUCCAGGGCAUCAUGCAAGGACUCUGAUUCAGACGCUUCUGAUUCCGAAGGAUCUCAGCACUGGAUUGGACCACAGGAAAAGAGGCUAGAGGCUGAAGGAAGUGAGGGAGACGUCAAUUCAGUGAUGAAAAAGUAUUUGAGGAAAGCUGAGGUCGACUGAACAUAAGGAA
This is a messenger RNA of Tachysurus fulvidraco (yellow catfish), 7007 nucleotides long. Its product is annotated as unconventional myosin-XVIIIb. The transcript has 43 exons. The record is from RefSeq and is a predicted model, not a curated record. Gene Ontology annotation, molecular function: ATP binding; protein binding; cytoskeletal motor activity. Bases 494 to 6997 code for a protein of 2167 amino acids. Gene Ontology annotation, cellular component: myosin complex. NCBI's taxonomy places the organism in Eukaryota, Metazoa, Chordata, Actinopteri, Siluriformes, Bagridae.